GGCGGAAAGCUUCUGAGCUAACGAUGAGUUUCCAGCACUCCUUUUCGGUGCUUAGGCUAUGCACGCUGUCGCCUUCUACGCCUAAGCUUCUAUCAUUCAGAACCUGUAGCAUCGCAAAGCUGCAGUUGUUUAGGAUAAGAGCAUUUGGAACAGCCGCCGUCGCCGCCGAGAAGAAUGGCGGCGACACCUUCUUCGCCGAGGAAAACGUUUCCUGGACGUCGCUCGGCGUUUCGGAACGCCUGUCUCGAUCUCUCUCAAGUAUUGACCUUCAUAGGCCCUCUCUGGUUCAGGCUGCUUGCAUACCGAGUAUACUUUCUGGAGCUGAUGUGGUGGUUGCUGCAGAGACUGGUAGUGGCAAAACCCAUGGGUACCUGGUUCCCUUGAUUGAUAAGGUAUGCCAAAGUUCUGGUAUAUCGGGGGAAGGUGGUGUUGGCCGGGAAGCAAACAAGUCCCGUCAACUUUCUCUUGUUCUCUGUCCAAAUGUCAUGCUGUGUGAGCAAGUGGUUCGAAUGGCUAAUUGUCUUCGUAAUGAUGGUGGCGAACCUGUCCUCAGGGUUGCUGCUGUUUGUGGCCGACAGACUUGGCCAGUGAAAGAACCAGAUAUAAUGGUGUCAACACCAGCUGCAAUUUUGAAUUAUCUUUAUACAAUUGAAGCUGAGAAUCAUGGCCGAUCUGACUUUAUACGUUGUGUGAAACAUGUGGUUUUUGAUGAGGCAGACAUGCUCCUUUGUGGCAGUUUCCAAAACCAAGUUAUUCGGCUCUUGAAUAUGCUUCGUUUUGAUGAAAAGCAGUUGUCCCGCUUAAGAAAUUCUGACGCUGAGAUAGUGACGGGCUCAAUUCCUGAUUCUCCUCUCGGUUCUGAUCAGGAGGACAACAGGGACCUAAUAUCAGAUUUCAGCAAAGAAGUAGAUGAUACUGAAGAUGAUGCUCGUGUAAUGGACUCAGAAGUUGAUAGCAAGGUUGCAAAGAGAACAGAUUGGCGAAGAGUGAGAAAAACAUACAAGCGAAGUAAGCAGUACAUUUUUGUUGCUGCCACGCUUCCUGUGAAUGGAAAGAAAACUGCUGGAGCAGUGUUAAAACGGAUGUUUCCUGACGCAAGCUGGGUCAGUGGAAACUACCUCCAUUGCCACAACCCAAGGUUGGAACAGAAGUGGAUUGAAGUUACAAUUGACACUCAGGUGGACGCUUUAAUAAGCGCUGUGAGAAAUGGAAUCCAGUCCGUAUUAAAUGAUGGGUCUGGAAUACUUCGAACAAUGGUGUUUGCAAACACUGUUGAUGCAGUGGAAGCUGUUGCUAAAGUCUUGACGGGAUCUGGGAUUGAAUGUUUCUGCUACCACAGUAAUAGCUCGUUGGAGGAGCGAACAAAAAAUUUAAUCAGUUUCCAGCAGAAAGGGGGCGUUUUUGUGUGCACCGAUGCUGCUGCACGUGGUCUUGACGUCCCAAAUGUUUCACAUGUUAUUCAGGCGGAAUUCGCUACAUCUGCUGUAGAUUUUUUGCAUAGGGUUGGCCGUACAGCAAGAGCAGGUCAACCCGGGCUUGUUACAAGUCUGUAUAAUGAAUCGAACAGGGAACUCGUUGCCACCGUUCGUCUAGCUGAAAAGCGGGGUCAACCUGUGGAGAAGGCAUUUAGUCGAAAGAGGAGCUUCCGAAACAAGCUUAAGAAGAGAGGGUUUAGCAACAUGAAUGAUGUAGAAUCCGUUGAAGAGAAUGUUCUUGCAUGAUAUAUAUAUACAUCGGAAUAUGUGGAUAAAUCUGUAUUUCCUCGUUGAGGGAAUUCUUCGCCAUUGCUAGAGGUACAGAGAAUUACAGGCUCUUUUGACAAGCUGGGCUGUGAAGAAGAAGAAGAGAUGGAGGUUUCUUGGAGCAGAGUUGAAGAAAAGAUCUCAACCAUUUGAUGAUUCUCUUCUGGGAGUGCAAGUAAGGCUCUAACACUGCUCUUUUCCAAGCCUUUCAUUUGUGACAUUUUCAAUCGACAGGAAAUUAAUCAAAAAAAAUAUUUGUAAUUUUUUUUUAUUCAAAGUAAUUUUUGACUAUGAAACUGUAUUUUAUGUUGUAAAAAUUUCCUUGUUAUUGUAAAAAGGAUAAUAACCUAACAAUAAAUGUUCUUUUUACUAAAUAAGAUUUGUUGUGUUUAUUUAGUGU
This is a messenger RNA of Ipomoea nil (Japanese morning glory), 2142 nucleotides long. Its product is annotated as DEAD-box ATP-dependent RNA helicase 22. Gene Ontology annotation, cellular component: chloroplast. The coding region runs from base 24 to 1721 and encodes 565 amino acids. The transcript is spliced from 8 exons. The record is from RefSeq and is a predicted model, not a curated record. Lineage: Eukaryota; Viridiplantae; Streptophyta; Magnoliopsida; Solanales; Convolvulaceae. Gene Ontology annotation, molecular function: ATP binding; RNA helicase activity; RNA binding.